This is a messenger RNA of Cotesia congregata, 939 nucleotides long. Lineage: Eukaryota; Metazoa; Arthropoda; Insecta; Hymenoptera; Braconidae. The record is from the annotation of a GenBank genome assembly.
AUGACGAAUGCAACAGAAAAUUGUUUAUUAAAUACCGGUUUGUUGGUUCUCUACAUUAUUUAUCUCCAAUCUGUCAUAGCUGAAAGUAAAAUCGAAAGCGCAAGCGACCUGGAACGAGAAUUUGCAGACAAGCCGACACGAUCUUUUCGUUGCUGUGCAAGACAUGAAAAAAAAAUUGGAGUUGGCUAUGGCAAGUAUAAAAUUUUUUGUGUAUCUGGUGAAGUAAUAUCUAUUGACUCAGGACACUGUCGGAGAGUUUGUCCUCGUCACGCUUCGGACGACCCUGGAGAUGUCAGCAAGCCGGCUGUACAGCGGUGUCCACCCCGUUCGCAAUGCCACCCAAGGUCUUCGCGUAUGGAAAGGAUUUCAACGCUUCAAGGUGUUAAAAUAGUUGAAGUUGUCGAUAGCUGCGAUUGCUGGCAUGAAUCACCAUGCAGUAGAACAUCUUUUGAACAACUCGUUCAUGCGGGAACACCUUAUCAAGUUGCUGUGGACGUUGGCCUUUGUUUGGGAACAUGUUCGAAAGCGUUAGGUUGUAGACCUUUCAAGAAUGGUACGGUCAGCAUAAAAGGACCGAAUGGGGAUGAAAUUUAUCAAGUGAUUCAAGAGUGUGGAUGUGCUAAUAGUUGUCAUCGAAUGGAGCGGAUCGAAAGCAUUCUCGACUACAGCCAACUUGAAAUCAAACGAGGAUCGAAUACGAGCGAUGUUAAACCACUCAUCAGGCACAUAAAUGUUGGACACUGUGAUGGAUCGUGUCCAGGAAAUCAUACCGAAAAAACUUGUUUAUUACGUGAUAAAAAAAACCCCGCAAGAUGUUUAGCUGGAUUAUAUUCUAAGCAAUAUAAAUGCACACCGGUUAGAUUUAAAGUACACGAAUAUAGAACACGAAGAGGCUCAAAGAGGGAAAUUAUUGAAAUAACUUCUUGUGCCUGUGUAUGA